UCGUGGCGAGCGCGCAUGCGCGCGCGGCGUUUCCCAGCCUCCAGAAUGGACUCACGCACACAGGCGCAUAUGCAACCCUAUGGACCACAACGCAGCCAGCGACAGGGGUUAGUCACAGAUCUGCCGUCGCGCCAGACGGAGCUGUGGUCACGUUUCCGACGUGACGGCCGCGAGCCGCGUUGACGCGAAGUGCCGUACAGACACUACUGCCACAUUCGACGAUCCGCAUCGUUAAUUUUUGUUAUUUUUUUCCGCAACGACACAGUUACUCGGGCGUGCGUGGAGUUACCGUUUUGCGUUCGCGAAACAACUUCAUCCGUGUCAGCCGAGUCGCGUGACAGGGACGUCGUGUGCCGAGUCGCAUUCGAAAUACAACCCGGUCGUUUUUCCCCAGCGUGUGGACUGUCUCGUUCGUAAGUUACCGGUUUCUUUCGCCAGCGUCGGUUAAUACUGCCCCUCAACACUGCUGUUUUCGAUGGUACAGUUGUUACUGAAACAGCAAAAAUACCGUUUAUCUCACGCAGAUAUACAAUUUGAACCUAUAGUGAACAAUAUACAUUUCGUGUGCAAUACUGUUGUCAAAUUCUUGCUCUGAACCACCUGGAAACACGACAGUUCCAUUAAAGCAAGCAAUGCUCCACACGUGUGUCACGUUCAGCAAUGACAAUCAAAAAAACACCUUAAUUCUGAGGCGCAAAGAUUUUCGAAUAAUAAGCUUGAGUGUUGUCAGGCGUGCAGAAAAAAAGAACAGCGUCUUUUUCCGUGAAUAAGGAGAAGGACUACGAUAUAGCUAAUACAAAAAGUGAGAAAAAACAGAGACAAUGAAAGGAUGCAAAGUUAUUAUCUGGAUGAAAGUCAUGUUCUAUUCUGACCUAACAGCAGAGGUCGAAAAUAAUUUCUGACAAAAACGCACUGUAGUAUAAAAAUUCGUUCAGUGCAUGAAUCGGCAAUUCUAACAAAAACACUGCCUCGAGUGCUCCAGGUACUGGUGGAAUUCUUUUCUUGAAAAUCUCAGCGACGAAUGAAAUCACUGUAUUCUAUAUAAGAAUGUACGGCGAUCCGGAAAGCUCGCUGGCUCAACGGACAGAAGACGUAUAGACUGGCGCCACAUCCAUCGCUGUCAGCAUCAUCCGGCGUGAGAAAGGAAAAGUGCGAAGGGAAGUGAGUCAUUUGCGAGUUUUUUUGUUCGGCGGUGCGCGAGACGGGUAGAAGAGGGUGAGCUGCGAAGCGGCACUGCGAAAAUCGCAGCAGUUGUCCCAGGGUCCGGAGUGGAUUCUGUACGCUGCUCUGCCGGAGGGAGAAGAGAGAGGGGAGAGGAGAAGAGAGAGAGAGAGAGAGAGAGAGAGAGAGAGAGAGAGAGAGAGAGAGACGAGUGCAGUGCGACGUGCGGUGUGCUGCUAACUCACUCAAAGCGAUCGUUAGUCCCACCCACGCGAAUUCCCUACCCCCCUACCCUCAGUCCAACAGACCUGCUUUGCUCUCGGUGGAGGCAAGCAGCGAACGCGCAAACUGCAAACAGUAUUGAAAACCAAACAGCAGCUACUCUAGCGCGCGGAGAGUACAUAAUCUGGUUUCCGCAGACAGGAAACCCGCCACCGCAACAACGCGCGCGCACAGACCACCCCCGCGUUUGCCAGUCUAGCCUGGGGGCGCACUAACACAAAAGUCGCUCCGGAUAAACUGUUCCCGGCGGUUACUAACCUAAUUUGGUAACUCUCUCUCUCCCUGUGCUGGCCCCCGCGAAAGAACGACCUCUACGAAAAUCUGGACUCACGGGCGGCAAAUGAGGAUAAACAACUCUCCAAUACGGCGGACGCGAGGAACAAAAAGCACUCGCAGAAAUUGAGUAGAACGGCGCCCGAGGCAGUACAUCUGUCUCCGACCGCUCUUCCUCUUGGAAACCUGCAGAAGAAGAUGCUAAAAAAUUCAGAGAGCAACUCGGGCGAGGCAAUACGUGCGAAGCGCGUCUGUUUCGACAGUUGAAGACGGCGCUGUACUGCUCACAAAUCAAACUGAAUCACUUCCCCCAUCCUACUGCCGUACAACAAGACUUCUAUCCGAAACGAAUUGCUGAUGUAAAGUGCGCACCAGGAGAAAACUAUAUCAAAUACACUUGGGACACAAAAGAUGAACAGUUUUUUAUAUUAAAGCGAGCACGAUCAGAUAGACGCUGAAAUAUCAUUAACAAAGUCGUCGAAGAAAUUCUGUUCUGUAAAGACAGGUGGCAUUUUUAAAAAGACGUGUGACCCUGAGAAGCCAGAGAACUGGGUACUAUGAAACAAAUGGAGAAAUCUCUGUUGUGGUAGAAGUGCCGUAUCAAACAAGUGAAGAGAAAUUAAAAUUGUAUCGUGACAACAGUCUGAACUCCAGCUUGAUUGUCAAGCUAGUCAACGGUGAACUGAUUACUGCACUGUGUCAACGCGUACGUUAAUUCUGCCUCAUAUGAAAAGAAUAAGUACGUGGUACUGAGGAGUAAACUGACUUGACAGUAAUUUCCACCAUUUACGCAAGAGGGAAAGAAGAAGCAACAAUACAUGUUUCUCGCCUGUCACCUUUAAUCCGUACGCGAGCAGCUAAUGCGACGGCAGUUCCAAAAAUGAUAGAAAGGAGAAAGCAUCAUGUGCCGUAAUUUUGUUGCACUCGGCAUUCUCUAAAUAAACCAAUUCCCGCUCACUGGGCUGCCUGUAAUUCUGCAUAGAAUAAUUAUUAUUAAUUGUCCCCCCAGGGCCGAUAGGAACAAUCACAGCUGCGCCCGCACAGCGCACGGGAGACCAGGGCAGCGAUUUCGCAUUCGAUCCCCCCUCGCACCCUCUUCUCACUCCUCCCCUAGUUGGCCGCAUAGCGAAUUCGUUCGCUUGGACCCCUCCGCGCGCACGUGUGUGUGAGUGCACGUGCGCCCGUAUUUGCGCAGUCAACUGGGGCCACCAUUCAGGGCCAUUUUGCGCUCUCGCGCCCUCCAAAGCGCAACAUCCGUGCCGCUAGAGUAAAAAAAAUAAAUAGACCUUGAUUAAACAAAUAUAUCGCUGAAAUUUAAUAACAGCGGUGUGUUGGUGUGUGUGGGAGAACUCCCCCAACCCCCUCUAGCUCAAUCAGUCAACAGAGGAAAGCAAUCUGCCGAAAUUAUUCUAUAAACACAGCAGGGGGGCGGCAAUCUGUUGAACAGCGCGCGAACUGCAGCCAAUUCCGACGAAACAGUGGUGGACAAACAACUGAACUGCCGAAGCACCCCCUUCCCCUCGCGGAAGUAUCGGUUGGGACAUUAAUGGCUUCCUCCGCCAGGAAGCUGACACAACACUGCCAGUGAUCGAAAAGCCAACGCAGUUAGCGCAGGACUCUAAAUAACAACCAGGAAGGAAUCGAAAACGGAAAUCGAGAGAUAGUGAAGUUGGAACCACGUUUCGCUGUGGUGUCAAUCGCCGGACAAAUACAAAAUAAAGAGGCAAAUCGUUUCGGAAGCCUGACAGAUUUGCGUCAUCAAGCAAGUGAUCAUAAAUACAGUGCACUAAAAACUGGGAUCAGUAGCCGACACAUGGUUGAAACAAGUGCAAUUUGCCAAACGGACAAUACAGAUAACUUCUGAGGAAGUUCGAGAGUGUGAAAAAGCAGAUCGUCCCAACGAAAAUAAAGUCUGCAAGUUUCCUAGUCGGCAUUACCAAAGAAUUGCUACUAUCUAGUCAUCUAACAGCUCAUCCACUUCUGGAGAAUUAAUUGGUGAAGGAAAGCUCAUAUCGAAAUAGGGCCCCGAAAGUUGUCAGCCUACUGGCGAAUUUUCCAGUGUCGAGCAAGUAAACGAACCAGUUUCGCUGAAAUAGCUGUUCCGGAGAACGCAGGAGCAAAAGCGCCGCUGAGCUUUUUCACCACCUCGUAGCUCAUCGCGUCAGGGGGGAAAUUGGAGUGAUAUUGUUCCGUUGUUUGACGCGAAAGGGGAAACGUAACGGGCUGUCAGGCUGCGAAAUAAUGAACUCUGCCCCGCCGUGAAACUGAGCGAUCAAUCAUCUCGCUCUCCGACGUGCGCUUCCGCCUCGAAACGGCUAGCGCGCUUUAAUUUGAUCGUCGGCCCUGCGCGCGGAUACGAGAGCAUCGCAGUGACGCCGUCAGCAGAAAAAAAGAGCUGAAAAAUAAAAAACGGCGGGAGGGCCUCUCAUAUUUUAACACACAUUACACGCCUGGAAAACUCCAACUUUGUGCUCAAGGACGAUCAUAACGGUAUUAAACGCGCUGCAAGCUUGAAUUUUCAGUUGACACCGACAGACUUUUGAAGUGUUCUUCGAGGAUGACUUCCAAUCCUUUGCUAAACCACGUUGCCGCAUCAUUAUUUCCUGGAUCGUGUGACUGACAGCUCAAGAAUUUAGGUAACUGUGGGGACGAGUUCACUUGGAAACUCCGGCGAUGCAAAACGUGUGGCUAUUUGUGCUUUUGUCCCUGUUGUGGAUAAAGUUUGAAGCUGUGACAUGACGUGUACAGAAAUUCGCCAGAGACGUGUGUGUUAUUUUACUCUGUUCAAUGCGGCCAAAACGGCGAAAUGAAAUGGUGAAUUAGACGACAGUAGUUUAUCCGACGUGUGGUACCUUGCAUUUAUCGACUGUUGCUACCCGUGUUAGUAAUCUGGCUAAGAAAUUCGCUGACGUAUCAACAUAGUGGGUCAGACUCGAGAACUGCAAAGAAGAAAAAAAUCAAAUACGACCUGGCAUUUCCUGUAAGGUCAUCUCAAAUCAUUGAAAACAGAUCCCCUAAGACGACAAAAAGGAAUACUUUAAUGGUCAGUAUUCUAAAAUUACUUGACUCUGAAGUGAUGAACUAUUAUAGACAGUGGUCGAACAGUCUGGGCCAGAGUUUCGUCUCUCGUAAAAUGGUAACCGUGCUGGGACAUGGACAGUCGGAAGUAGGCAAACCACGGUGACCCUCAAAGGCAGACAUGAGUCCUGGAACGGUAACUACGAUUUGUACUCUCCUCUUGGUGGUAGUGCUCGGCGCUGGAGGCAGACCGGGGCACGGCAGACCCGAGAUCAGUUCUGGAGUCUGGAAUGACGCCAGCAAUGGGACGUGGUGUACUUGUGCCCAUGCAGCUGGUGUCUGCACAGACGUGAUGGCCGCACUCUACGGAGGUGGCUCUUCGGCGAUGACCGCGGAUGCCGUUUCCAGCCCUUUGUCCAAUAUUGUGGCUCUCCACGUACGCCAGUGCCACCUACAGACCUUGCGGCGUGGCGCCUUCCGCAACUUUGUUCGCCUGGAAGAGAUGGACGUGUCCUACUGCUUGGUCCGCCGCAUCGAGACGACAAGCCUUCCGCCAACUCUCCAACGCCUGCGACUCCGAGGGAACCUGUUGGACACACUCCGCUCCGACUGGCUCUCGACUAGGCUGGCUGUCCUCAGAGUGCUAGACGUGUCCGGCAACGCUGUGGCAGCCAUCGACGAUGGAGCCCUGUCGUCUCUGCCACUGCUGGAGCACAUCGACCUGUCGAAAAACAGGCUGACUACAGUCCGUACGACGUGGUACGGAAACGUCGGACUGCCAGCCCUUCUCACACUCGAUUUGUCAUCCAAUAAUAUAAGCUUCCUAGAGGCAGGGGCCUUUCAAUAUCUGCCUGCUUUGGAGCUACUCAACCUGUCAGGAAAUGCAUUAGCUGAACUGCACGCAGAAUCCUUCCGUGGUCUCUCAGGGCUUAUCAGACUGGAUCUUUCACACAAUAAUUUGACUGCGGGAAGCUUCUCAGGUCUGUCAGCACUGGAAGAGCUGCAUCUUAGGGGGAAUGGAAUGCAGAAGCUCCACAAGGGGGCAUUUGCUGGACUGUCAGCACUUCUAGUGUUAGACCUGGCAUUCAACGCCAUCGUCGACAUGGAACGCGGUGCGUUCAAUGGUGCAACAUCACUGGAGCGGCUCGACUUGAGCGGCAAUAAAUUGGAGUGCCUGGAGGCUGGGUGGUUGGAUGGUCUUGUGGUGUUACUACACCUCAACUUGUCAGCAAACAGACUCCGUGCACUUGCAGAUGACUGCUUUGCCCCAUUGGUAUCGUUACAAAAAUUGGACUUGAGUGAAAAUGCGCUGUCGGCACUCCCAGCACCGGCACUGGCGCUAUCAUCUCUUGCGGAACUGGAUGUAUCACGCAAUGCGCCACUUCGAAGACUGCUUUUGGCCGGUGGACGACUGCGAGCAGUGGAUGCUACGGCAGCAGCCCUGACCCGUCUCCCAGAGGCACUGACGCAGUCUGUGAGAACACUGCACCUCGCUGACAAUGCCGUCACAACCGUACGCUGUGGAGAUGCAGAUAGUUACCCACUACUGGCACUGCUUGACCUGCGCCACAAUGGACUCUCUGAAGUGGAGGAAGAUGCGCUGGGACGCCUCGAACUGCUUGCCACACUGCUACUAGCUGGUAAUGCUUUAAAUUUUGUGCCUCGCAGUCUGCCAGCUGGUCUGAAGCUCCUGACACUGGAUUACAAUCCCAUCACCGAGCUGACACCGGCCGAUUUCCGAGGCCUGCCCAGGCUGAGAGUUUUAUCACUUACAUACUGCCAUAUCACAAACAUUGUCCACGGAACUUUCUCAGCUCUGCCGUCACUUCAAGAACUGGACCUAUCUGGGAAUCCCCUAGUUUCCCCACUGCCACUGAUAUCUGGUCCUCUCGGUCUCACAAACUUACGUCUUUCGAACCUAACAUGGGACACCUCCACCGACUACACAUCCACAGCCUUCCCAGUUGCUGCACCUGAGCGACUGGAGCUUCUUCAGCUGGACGGCAGUCCAGAGCUGGCUCGUGGUCUGCUUGAGGAUUCUGCAACACUGGCUGCUUGUGGACAACUCAGAGAGCUCAACCUGGAAAAUGUGGGCCUGACCCAGCUGCGGCCUGAUCUGCCACUCCUCCUCCCUCGUCUCAGGCUCUUACAUCUGGCAGGCAACCCUUGGAGCUGCACAAUGGAGGAGGUACUGUGGUUGGCACAGUGGCUUCACCAGCUGUCGGAAGUGAAUGAUCGAGACAAACAACGGGACAACGUUGGAGCCAAAGCAUUUUGUGCUGAACCACCACCACUGCGGGGCAUGCCAGUCAAUCAGCUUACGGAAGAAAAACUAACUAGAAGCCUAAAAGGGUGGCAAAAGCCUCCCCCUGCACAAAUGACCCUGUCUAGACCUUACACAACACACACUGUACUAUUCCAUCCUCCUACCAUCACACGUCCACCAAAGAAUCUUCAGCCUCAACAACUGACCACUACAGUCCCCAGCAGAGAAUUUUCAACUGGCGGGCGACACACUACAAUGGACAGAGGUGCGUCAACUCGUCGAGACAAGAAUGGUAACGCCAGACUCGUCACUACUUUGACACCGGCAACAGCUGCACCACAUCAACCUGCUGCACCACAUCAACCCAUCACUGAAACUCAGUUUGCCAACGACUCUGACAGCCAGACGGAGGCCAGCAGAUCAUUCAGCACUUCAGACAGCGAUGGAAGUUCCAGUCAAAGGUAUGGAUCACCACCUGACAGUUCUGUAUCACCAACCAGUGACACUGUGACUGCAUCUGAAUGGUUGCCCCCAGCUACAUUAUCUGGAGUGACUAUGUCUACAGACAUACAGACAGUCUCAAUAAGUUCACUCAUCCAUCUUACCUCCCCAAGUAUGUCUCUUAAUACUAAUGCUAGUAAUAGUGUUACUACUGUUGGUUCCCUGCCAGAUACCAAAGCAACACUUGCAACCACUGCCAUAGAAUGUUUAGGACAAGCACAGAGCAAUCCUCUACUUGGACAAGUAGAACAACCAUGUGGAUUAGCUCCUGUGACAGUGCCACUGGACAUGCAGACAUCCACAGUCACAGAAGUUACUCACCUAUCCAAGCCACAGCCUCAAAAAAAUACUGCACUGAACGCACUAAACAAAACAGUGCAACAAACACAUUCAAAUGAGGGGAGUCUAGUUCGUCCAGGGGAAAGCAGAGUAAUACUCAAUAUCACAGUUCUAACAUCGCACAGUGAAAACACUACACGACCUCGACCUGCUGACGUCACCACACUCCGUUCUGUCAAGGCAGCAUCACAUGUAAUCAGGGUAAUCAAAUUGUUGAAUGUAAGUUCAUCUGCCAGCACAGCCACAAAAAAGAAUGUUUUAGCCAGUGGGUCACAGAGAGUAUUACACAGUAAACCAGGACAACAUCAAUCCGGUACAACAGUUCCAACCAGAAUGAACACUGAUGAAAAGCAGACAACAUGGUCUAUACGUAUCACAAAGGAAAGGCAAAAUCAUACUGCCUAUACUCGUCCUACAAUGAAACCUCAAGAUGAUCUGUCUAUUGCCCAUUCAAAGCAAAAUGUGAUGUCAAGAAAACAUCAGAAAACACCGCAGGCAUCAGUGAGACAGUGGAAAGCCCCAACAAGAAGUCAAGUUGGCCGGAUUCCUUGGCCAAAAGAGCAGGAUGAACAAUACACAAGGAAGGCAACAACAUUCAAUGACAAAAGAGAGAAUCUGGACCCUAAUAACAGUGUUCAAAAGGCACAAAAUGAACAAGGUACACAUGACCAUGUUGGAACUGUUAGCAGUCCAUUCUAUGCUGUCCAUUACAAAGAUGAGCAGACGACAGCCACUUGGCCAGAAGUUACUGCCAAUUUAUUAAGACAGGGAGAAAUUCACAAUGCUCAACCACAAAGCAUGGCCAAAACUACUGCUCGAAAGGAGCACCCUUCUUUAAAUGUAUUGACAACGCAGAAUCCUGUUUUGGAGCUGAUUCCCAAGUCAGAAAAAGCAGGAAAACAUGCGAAAACACAACAUUAUGCUGAUACUGAUCUGGCUGGUGUUAUAAAUGGAACGUAUGACAAUAAGAUGGCUGUGGAAUAUGAAGUGGAAGGAAGUAGCAGUGAACUUCCUGGCACCAGCCAGCAGGUGGAGUAUAGUAAUAUGCAAACCUUAGCAGCAACAACUGGUAAAACAAGCAAUAAUUCUCAUCACAUGUCUUCGACAGCAGAAACACCGACCAAUUUGGAAGACAAUGAGAGGUGGCGAAUUACUGAGACAAAUAAUUUUGCUACCACAGAGAAACAGCCAGUUGCUGAGGCUGGCAAAGCUGCUCGCGAGGUGCUUAGUACGAGCACUGCUUCGAACAUUGGCACCCUUUCUUCUCAGGCAGAACCUAUUAGAAAAGGCACACCCAUGUCACCAAGUCCAGACACAUUGCUUGUUGCCACUCACAGAUCAGAUGAACUGUUGCACAAGAAUGGAGUACAAAAGAGGAUAAGAAUUAACUCAAGACGUGGCACCCCACCAAAUGCUAAUAGUGGGCUGGUAACGUAUAAUCUCAUCAAUGAAGAUACUGACAACAAAACAGCAAAGGAUGAUUCAUUAGAACAAGAAGGGCCUCAUUCAAUUGAAGUAACACAAUCGGUGGAUGGGAGUCACAGUAAUGUUGGUAACCAUGGAAAGGAUAUUGUAGGGACCAGUGCAACUGUGAAUGAAUACAGGGAAACUAUCGACCCAAACAGGCCUUACAGUCACUCCGAAGAUCAUGGUGACGAUAACUUUGUGAGCACAGUAUCUGGGCAUCAAAGUCAGUCACUUAGCGAUUCACUACUUACUGUCUGGCAACGACCAACAUCUGUAGCUACUUUAGGAGAGGGAGGAAGAACAACUCAAGAAAUUGGCAAGGAUGCCUCUGAAGUGAUACGGCAACGUAUAUCGAAAGUCCUCCGUGAAUCGACUGAGAAUUCAGACGAAGAUGGUGAGGGUGUAAGGACUCGUGAGAGCACGAUAUUAAAAGCUGAAGGAUACAGGACUACUGCUGAAAGGAUAUUUGCAGAUGGGGAGCUGGCCCCUGCCGGAUACGGGAGUAUCAGAGAAGCAUUUCUGGAGUUGGGACACAGAGGGGACGGACCAGGAAACGAAAGGGAAGCAUUCUACAGUCGCCAAGUGGGUGACGAGGAGGCUGAGGACGAAGAGCUGCCCUCGACAGCGCACAGCGGUUCUCACCCCGGCAUGUUUGUACUCCUCGCCGUCGGGGCCGCUCUCGUCGCUGCCCUUGGUGCCGCACUGCCGCACCUGGCUGCCAAGCGAGCAGCAGGUGGGAGUGGGAGCAACACCGUAGCUUUUGGCGGUUACAGCAGGCAGCGCGAGGAAGACGACUAUGGAUUUGGUGGCGGGGCAGAUGAGGAUAUCGAAGUGCGUACCAUGACAGAACUCUGGUGACGAUCGCCACGAGGGCCCGAUGCAGCAAACAUUCCACUGCUUGCGAGAGAUACUUGAGAUUUAAAAAAGUUCUGUUGUAUGACAGUUUCAUAGAUGUGAGUCAUUACCUCCAAACAAAUGGGGGGUGCAAAGAAACAAGAAAACCAUAUUUGUGGAAUAUCAACGUCCGUUUCACAAAAUGGGAUUACCCAACUGCAAAGGUUCACUGUCAUAUGAUCUGACACCCACAGUAAAAUUUUUGUGAGACUUCAGCAUUACAGCAAGCAGACAUCAAUUAUUCUGACAUUGGGUAAUGUAAUAAUCAGAAUAUAAAAAUUACAGCCAAAUGGGCAAUAUACCACCAAACAGCCUGACUGAUAAAUCAGAUGCCUCAAAGUACCACAAACACAUCAUCACAACAGAAGUGUUGGCAGUGCAAGAAGUCAACCAAUACACCUAUAAGAAUUCCACACCUUCCACAAGUCUUCAUCAAAAAAGCGCAGUACACACAAACAUGAACCAAUGAAAUCACCUCUGCAUAAUAUUGAAAUUGCACUGCAUCUUAUUAAACAUAAAAGGAGCUAUAAUGUAAUCAGUGACUCUCCAUUUAAACCAGAUGUCCAACAGGUUCCAAAUGGAAUAUAAAGCAUGGUCAACAUUGACAAUACAUUGAAAUAAUACCCAUCAAAUCAUCUUUUCAUGAUUAAUGGAUAUCUGGAAAUUAUUUUGACAAUUUCGUCCAGAAGCCAUAAAUCACAUGUAAACUCUUAGUAAGAGGCCUUGUGAGCUGCUAUAUCAGUAUUAAGAUUACGAAUAUGGUAGUCAAGCAGAUAACAUAUGAAAACUGAUGUCUGUUAUAUGACAACAUUCAUAAUAAUGGCAAUGUCAUCAUCUCAAAUGAGGCUACAAUGCUAAAGUAACAUUUAAAAGUGAAUAUUUUAGAUGAAUGAGCAGUGAAAGCUCCAGAAGAAAUUUAGAGAGUACAUGGAACGCAAAUGUCUCUUGGCAUUAGUUACUAAAUGUCUGAUAAAUCAUAAUAUAACCACCAUGCAGUGUCAAUGUGGUGAUUUCAUAGCGCUCUUUGAAUCUAUAACCUAUAGAUAAUAGGUGAGCGUAUAAUGCACGACAACUAGUUAUUUGCACAUACAGAGAAAAAUAUAAGACCCAUUCAAUGACUGUAUUACCAAUAGAACAGCAAACAGUGCUGAUAGAAUUUAUACUGUUGUACUUGCUGGAAAUGAAUGUAGUGGAGCAGACAGGCCAAGAGAAAGAAUGUCAAGGAAACAAAAACGCACAAAAGGAAAUGUUUUUUAUAUUUAACCGUUUCACAAAGAAGCAGUUAUUGGAUGUAUAUCUGUCUAUUAACCACACCAUCGGUAGACACUGCAUAACCAUUGUCAUCACAUCACUCCAUUACAUAUCAUAUAUAUAUUUCACAAUAAAUCAGAAUGAUAAAUAUGUGGCUUUCCACUUAUCAGCUCAAUAAUAACUGGACAUGGAAACAGUAUUAAAAACAAAAUUCCAUCAAACUGAAAGAGAUAUCCGAAGACUUUUGUAACAGACAUCAAAACUAAAAAUCAUCCAGCGGGAAGUGUGAGUUCAGUAACACAUCUACAGAUCAAUUCCUGUAAAACAAUACACCUAACUUAGAUCUGUGUCAUAUAAAUGCACAUGUGGAAAUGUAUCUGCCAUCAAGAGUGAGAAUUAUGGGAUACAAUUUGCUGGUUAAAAGUGCUACCACUAUUCUAACUGCUAUCCACUGAAAAACCAUUUACACGCCAACUGCAUCAUCACAGAUAACAACAGCCUUCAGGAUAUCCACGUCAUACAGCAACAUAUUUUCAUCAGUUUCACUCUUCAACAUACUUGUUGUGCUACAUUCCAGAAAUCUUCAAAGUUUCAGUGUAAGUGAGACAUUUAAUAGUCGUGUGUUAAGUUCUUAUUUUGGUUUUUAAUUCCUUUUGCUAUGAGAGUGUUUUGGUAGAUUAAAUGGUGGUAGUACUAGUAUGUAUUUUUCAAUUACUGCAGAACUAUUUAAUAACAGACUCACAAUAAGUGUACACUACCAGAGAAUGAUCUCACUUUAAAAGACCUCCAUGUUUCCCUUCUUUAUGCACACUAAUAUUGACCAAACAGCUUGUCCGAAGAACCUCAUUAAUAUACUAGUACGUCUUUUGAGAAUACAAGUACAUACAAUCCGAAAAUAUCAUGGCACUUCAAAGUUUAUGGUGUGGCUAUGUUGAAAAUAUCCCCUUCAAGUAAACGAUUUAAAUGUUUUACUUUAAAGGGCAGAUGAAGGACUUGUAACAUUGUAGAUUAAGCGAUAUGUUCUCUGCACAGGUUUUUAAGUAGUAGGGAGGUGUACUAUGUUGCAACAAGAUGUCAGGAAAUUGUAAUACAUUUUAAUGCAAUAAUACAACACAUUAGCAUUAUCUUUCUCUCUUACAGUUAUUAUAUGUGCUAGGUUUGUAAUGAUACGAACUAGACAGAUUUCCAGAGUAAUUAGAUUGAACUUUCAUCACCACAUUUCAAUUUUUAUUUCAAUUAAAUGAUCUGAACUUGAAAAGUGGUACCAAAUUGUCGUUUCACACAUUCAUCACAAAAGUUUUAUAAACAAAUUGUGCCAAUAAUAGUGCAUAAUGGACAUACAUGUUCUACUAACACAAUUUUGGUAAAUUUCCAAGUGCGCACUACAUCAGUUCAUACAUUUAAGGACUUCUUAUAUAUAUAUAUAAAAAAAAGAAAGAACAGUGUAAAGUACAGAAAUGUUAAAAUCCUCCAGUCUAUCUUGCAUUCCCAGAUGUCUAUGUAAUUGUAUUGUAAGAAAUUUUUCCCCUACAAAAUAUUGUGCCAAAAAAGCUGUAUAUUUUUUUACAAAAGCUUUUCUUCUACCAGACAACAAUGUGUGUAAAUGUGCUUCCCAGAUUGUUUACUGUAAAGAGAUUUGAAAUAUGCAAAUUCUUCUGUAAGUGUAAUUAUUUUUAAUAGAAAAUAUUUCACUGAACUGUUUUAUAUAUUUUACAUUUACAGUCUUAACAAGUGUGAAAACUAAAUGUUAUCCAUGGACAAACCUUAGAAUAAGUCAAACAAACAGAAAAUGAGACACCUCAGUGCAAAAGCAAAACCAACUCUGUCAACCACAGCAAGCAUUGCCAUACUUCAAUGUGACUAUCUAAACGUUUGCAACAUUCAGUUCUUUACAGCUUAAGAGGUGAGAUAAUACAAAUAGUCUGAAAUAAGACAAACUGCUAAAAACAAAAAUCUGCACUGAGAACAUAGACUGAACAUUCAAAAAAUUCAUGAUUUAUUUCAAUUGCAAUGCAGAUAUCAAAUAAUUUUUUGGUUGAAGGAAAAUUAUGUAAAAAAAUUACUGUAUCUGUGAGAGAUAGUCUUAUCAUCAGACCCAAUAACUUUUUAUCAUAUGUUCUGAUGUAAGUCGGAGCCUAUUUUAAGCUUGUAGAAUUUGAAUUUAUUACCUUGAAAUUACGAGGCUGUCAUAAAGCAAAGACAAAUGGCAUAUUUUUGCCCUGACUUUUUUUAAAACUUCAGUGAUGAUAAAUAUUCACUGUUGGAAAUGUGGUAGUAACAAUGUUUGUACAAAGCUCCCUACCGAAUGUAUGUGGAGACGUUUGCAUAUUCUCGGGAGUAAAGAUGAAAGGAUUUUUGCUACUGUUUCAUAGUAUAAAAUUACAUUUCUUAUGAAUGAUGGUGUAUUGACUGCAGGCAAAUAUAGACACUUGAGAAUAAUUAUUUCUGUAUUUCUGCUUCACUCUCAGAAAAUAAGGAAACAACACCAAACUCCUUUCUCCUCUAUGAGAUCCUCAACACUAUAAGAGACUAAUACACUUAUGUUCACUGUCCUACAGCAAAACAAUACGGACAUAAUAAAGGAAUUUCUAUCAUAUUAUCAUAAUUAAUAAGUCGGUGGCUUGAAAGUGUACUAGAAUGUUAGAUGUUAUCAAAUAAUAUUAAUGAGA
This is a messenger RNA of Schistocerca gregaria, 14121 nucleotides long. RefSeq lists its product as uncharacterized. The record is from RefSeq and is a predicted model, not a curated record. Gene Ontology annotation, molecular function: protein binding. Bases 4916 to 10165 code for a protein of 1749 amino acids. The transcript has a single exon. Lineage: Eukaryota; Metazoa; Arthropoda; Insecta; Orthoptera; Acrididae.